Molecule: messenger RNA, 1695 nt
Organism: Schizophyllum commune H4-8
Lineage: Eukaryota; Fungi; Basidiomycota; Agaricomycetes; Agaricales; Schizophyllaceae
Product: alpha/beta-hydrolase
Exons: 4
Coding region: 171-1400 (409 amino acids)
Molecular function (GO): hydrolase activity
Source: RefSeq, a predicted model, not a curated record
CCGGCCGUACGCGUGUAUUCCCUGGUUCCUUCUCUCACCUUCUCCAUAGACUGCAGACACUAGCGCCCUUCUGAACUGCUUUGGGUACUUGCGCGACUUACUCUACGCAUAGAAUUUCGCUCAUUUACUACCCCCUCACCAACGGAAACACAGCAACAAACGCACUCUCUAUGACGAAGCUCUAUGCAUAUCGUCACCAACCCAUCAAGGGUAUCUACUUGACUGGGCAGAUUGUCUUGACGCUGUUCGUCCGGCUGCCCUUCUGGGUGCUCACUUCACUACCAAGGACCUGGCGACAGCGUCCAUCAUGGUCCCUCUGGCAAUCCCUUCUCGUAAAGUUCGUGCGCUGCUUUGCGCAAAUUGGUGACAAAGUGGGUGACAUAGACUUCGGUACAGAUCCCAACCACGAAGCCAUCGUCCCUGGCGAGGGCGUCAACGGCGUCUGGCUCGACCCCGUGCCCUCGCUCAUCGUCGACGAGCUCAAAAUCUGGACGACCGCGCAAAACGUCGAGCCCGUUCGCAUACCCGGGUACUGGAUGCACGGCCCCGACACCGACAUCCCCGUCGCCGCACCCCCGCAACCCGGCGAAAAGGUCCUCCUCCACCUCCACGGCGGCUACUACAAAGGUCUCUCCGCCCACCCCUCCGACUUCACCUCCGUCAUCCCGCGGAAUCUCCUCAAGCACUGCGCGCCCGCCCUUUGGCGCACGCUCUCCGUCGAGUACCGCCUCUCGUCGACCUACCCGUUCCCCGAGCGCCACCCGUUCCCCGCCGCGCUCCUCGAUGCGCUCGCGGGGUAUAGCUAUUUGGUGCACACCGUCGGCUUCGCGCCGGAGGACAUCGUCGUCGAGGGCGACUCCGCGGGCGGGAACCUCGCAUACGCGCUCGUGCGCUACCUCGUCGAGCACGGCGGGCAAAACGGUAUACCACAACCGCCUGGGCACCUGCUACUGCUGUCACCUUGGGCCGACCUCGGGAGCGCCAUACGUUCCAAGCCCGGCGGCUCCUGGCAAAGAUUCGGCAAUGCGGAGGCCACCGACUUCCUCUACCCCGGCGCGCUCGCAGACCACUGCGCCAAGGCCGUCGCGGGCUCGCUGGGCACGCUCAUGCUCGAGCUCAAUCGCUACGUGUCGCCAGCGUCGCAGCAUCCUGCGCUCGGAAGGAUCUCCUUCAAGGGCUUCCCGAAGACGUUCAUCAGCGUCGGUGGGUGCGAGAGCCUUCUCGAUGAGAUCCGCAUCUUGCGGGACCGGAUGGUGGCGGAUAUGGGGGAGGGCGCAGUCACGUACCGCGAGGAGCCGGACGCGGUGCACGACUUCCUGACCUUCCCAAGGUGGCAGCCCGCGUCGACGAAUACCACGCUGGCUAUUGCGCAAUGGUUGGGAGCAUCUGGAAAGCAAUGAACGCACUGUGUUCAUCCCCAAAAUUCGAAAAUUCGUGCAAGCAAGUGACAUUACAGGGCAUCGAAGUAAGAUAGUCGUAAAUCUAUCAGUCGUUAAAUCUGUGUCAGCACACCCUACGCUGCGAUAUCCAUGAUCAGCGCCAUGAACUGCACCCCCGCCUCACUCUCCGUAUCUCGCUCCACUUCCUUCUCGAACGGAAUCGGGUCCUCCCCAUACUCGCUCCGCAGCUGCCGCGCGAUCCUCUCCUUGCUCACCGCGACCCCCGCCUCCUCCGCGGCCGUCACGAGCGCCUUGU